This is a messenger RNA of Arabidopsis arenosa, 837 nucleotides long. NCBI's taxonomy places the organism in Eukaryota, Viridiplantae, Streptophyta, Magnoliopsida, Brassicales, Brassicaceae. The record is from the annotation of a GenBank genome assembly.
AGAGAUUUCAACUCCUAUAUCACUCAUUUGUAUUCUUUUAAACAUCAUUGAGCUUAGUGAUAAGUUUUGCAGCUGACGAUGGUAUUCUGCGGUGACGACGUGGCCACAGGGGUGAGAGAUGCUAUCACUUAUUGUUACAGAUGCAAAGGCAGAAAAGUUACAAUUUCCGAUCAAGAAGACGAUGAUGAUAACAAGCCUAUCGGGGAUUUUGUCUACGACCAUGAAGUUGUUUUCGAGAUCAGAAGUCAGGCAAUGGAGAAACUAAGGAAGAAGCGGAGGACAGGAAUGGAGGGGCUAACUUACAAAUUCGUCAAACAAUAUGACAUCGAAAAGGAAGAGGGUAACGAAUUCUGUUCGGUAAGAAGCAGUUUUUCGGAAUGUUGCAUGAGUGAUAUGAGCAUAGAAGGAUAUAUGACGGCGAAAACUGAGUUCUCGAGAAAUUCAAGCUUGAAAGGUUUAGAGCUGGAGAAUCAAUGGAAGAUGCAUUACGUGAAUGAAAUUAGGAAAGGAUCAGUGAUUCAAGAGUUCUGUCAUUGCCAAGGAUGGCCAUUUGGUUUGGGACGAAAAGCUGCGUUGCUUCCACCGCUUCCAAAGUCACCUGCAGAGUCAUGGUCAUGGAGGAAGCCUACAAGAGUUACUCCAAUUCCAUUUGUUUGACAAAAGUAGCUCAAAAUGUUGAAUCAUUAGAAACAAAAGAUCUCUCAUGUAAGGAAACAGUAACAAAUGAAAACAAAGGCCUGUUAAACUUGUUGAAGCUGUGAGUUUAUUUUUCAACUGGUGUUAAGCUCUAAAUUUGAAAGCUUCGUUUGGAGGAAACAAUGAACAAACUCACCUAAU